Brienomyrus brachyistius is the source of this 8761-nucleotide messenger RNA. It is a transcript of the gene adar, whose product is annotated as adenosine deaminase RNA specific. The transcript is spliced from 14 exons. Gene Ontology annotation, cellular component: cytoplasm; nucleolus. Gene Ontology annotation, molecular function: tRNA-specific adenosine deaminase activity; double-stranded RNA binding; double-stranded RNA adenosine deaminase activity. Bases 2769 to 6977 code for a protein of 1402 amino acids. Gene Ontology annotation, biological process: adenosine to inosine editing; RNA processing. NCBI's taxonomy places the organism in Eukaryota, Metazoa, Chordata, Actinopteri, Osteoglossiformes, Mormyridae. The record is from RefSeq and is a predicted model, not a curated record.
UUUAGUUCACAUCUCACUGUGUUGCAGUUUAUGCUGAUUGACAAAGUUAAAUGUGUUCUGUUGUUUUUGGUAGGAUAAUCAGGGCAAGAUAAAAGAAGAUGGACUUUCAUUAAUUUCACGUAGAGGAAUUUCAGUGCUACAGCAACAGUUACAGACAUGGUCAGACAAUACAUUUAACAUAAGUGCACAGAAUGAAAUGACAAAUGUAUAAACAUCCGGUAGUAAAUAUAAAUAUGAGCAACAUCUCUUGGAAUGUUGUUUUAGGCCAGUGGUUUUCCAUCUUGGUGUGGCAAAAACCUUUGACUACUCGUCUUUAUACCAACUGAAUGUUUAAUUAAUUCUGUAGUAAGAACUGAAUCACGGGGGCUAGAGGCCAGCCCAUGCAGCAGAGGACAACCUGAACCGGAGGACGGUCCAUUGAAGGUCACAGGCAUACAGAUGUUACGGGCAGCUUAAAAAUGUCUAUGGACUGCAGUAGGAAACAUGUUUGACGGGGGACAGCAUGAAAACGCCUCACAAGCAGAUAAAGCAUGUGAGGCAAAUGUAGCCAGGUGUAACCCAUUUCUCUGUAACGUCUGCAAUAUACAGCUUCUGUCUACUCUCUGUUAGAAGAUGCAAUGGCUGUGUAAUUUUUUAUAAAAAAAGAGGAAAUAUCGCGGUAAACAACUUAAACGACACACAAAUUCCGGCAUCCAGGAAACCCCAGGGCGAUUAUUUGAAACUAAAGCAGAGUUUUGACCUGAAAUAUGUUAACAGACCUUAGUUUAAGUAAUUCCCUUUAAAAUCCCACGGAGAAAAUGUCAUAGCCCAGCAAGCUAGCAUAUUGUUUUUAUCUGAUGCAAUUGCAGUGUCAUAAGGACGAGUCCGCGAGAAGCUUGAUACUGGCUGGCGCCCUGCAGAUCAGGGGCGCACGGCGUGACUUUCCCGGCUGACGGGAAGCAGACGCGUCUCUCCAGAACGGAAAGCGAAACUUAAACUGGCGUAUCGACGUCCCAGUGACAUAAUCACGGGAUGACCAUCUGAACCUUUUCCUCUUUUACUCUAAAAUAAGCCAGUGUAGCUCCUUAUACACGUCCAAGCUACCUGACCGCACAAGAUCUGGGCUAAUCUCUAGGAAUAUAAGCGGCGUUUGCAGUUUUACUAUUAUUAGAUCUUGAUCAAUUUGGCGCGGCCGAUCGACGACAAAAGUUAAACAAUACAAAUUCUAUAAAGAGAUAGUUUGGUUGAUUUUUAUUUUCAGUGGUAUUUUUGAAGACACCGGCAUAUUUCUGCAAUAAAUUAGACAUAUGCAUAUGUACUACAAGGAGCUGAACGCUUAGAAGAAACGCGAAAACUUAUGGUUGUCUUCCUGGCAAAGAGCGCUAUCGAAACUUCACGAGUGACAUGCACGUGUUUAGUGUUAUAUUGCUAAUAUAGCUCAAUUUUAAAAGGGGGCAUUCAAGGCUGAGCAGGUACGUUUAAUUGCAUUAAUAUACCGUUGAUAAUUGCUUUUUACACCUCAGAAUGAUAAACGUUUAGUUUUCAUCGUGGAUUACUUGUGUGGCUGGUUCAUUUUGGAUUGCAGUACUGAAUAGUGUGCUUGAUUGUCGGUAUAUACUUAUGCGUAGUUGUCAUAUAUAUUAUACAGACACACACAUACUGUGCGUCUGCGAUUUAGUACGUAUUUUCAUUGCAUCGUGCCCAAAAUCAGCCCCGUCUGAUGAAGGGGAUAUGCAUGUUCUUAAAGCCGGGCUCAGUCGUACAGGAACUAAAGCUUAUUUGUGUGGAGUUGUUAUUUUGGCAGUCGGGUGCUCUUGUAUUAGGGUCAGGUUGAGUCAGUGGCAACCGGUUUUUUUUCUCAGGGCAAAGACACUGUCUCCUCAUAUUAAUGUUCUCAAGUAAGACGAGUCUCGUGUUUUGCAUCCGUGAUUUGCGGCGGCUUUCUGAGAUUUAUAAUUUUUGCCUUUUAAUCUGGUCUUUCAUGACGUCUGUUUAUUUGACCUCUAAAGAUUUAUGCAUGAACAAGUGUUGUUUGCAUGAGUAACUUUUUUCUAUGCCUCUCAUAUAUGUGGAGGAUUCCUUAACAUAAUUACAUGAAACACUUGGGUCUGAGAAAUUUAACUCUUUGCAGUCCUUCUGUGGGUCUUUAUUUAUAGAUGUGUAAUUUUGUAUGCAGUUUGUUUGCUGUUAGUGCAUCUUUGUUCAUGUGAUCCCAACCAUUUCAUGGGCGAAUCUGAGGUAUAAUCCAGACCUAUUAACAUACUGGUUGAUUACAACGUUUUCCUCUUUGCUCUUUCACCCAGGUUCGUUUUACCCCUUCUCCUCUAAGUGUCUGAAAAUGAUCUCUCCCAGCCAGAAAUAAAAUGGUUUUGUCACAACAGAUAUGAAUAAUUCAUUUAGGGCUCUUACUCACCGAUCGUGUUCCAGCCAUGUUAGAGACGGCGAGACUAAAUAACUCUGACUGCCUGACAUAUGGGUGGCACCGCAACAAGGUUGUAUGAUAGUACAAUUUGACUUUUUUUUUUUCUUCUCUCCUCCACAAUCCUUUCUUUUCUUCUGGCAUUUUUCCCCCCAGUCUAUUCGUGCCCCUAUUUUAACUGUCAUCCAUCUUAUACCUCACUUCCCUCUUGCCAACUUGCUCCAAACCCUCAUUUCAGGUACAGCACCGUAUGCAGUGGCCACCUGUCUUGUUCCUACGGACGACCCGUCAAUGACAUAACUGCCAUCUUGUAUGUCCAGCUGGUACUGAGCCGGCGCCCUGCCCUUCCGCUGACUCUGACCCCUGCGAUAUGAGCAGAGGUAGAGGCGGCCCUUCCAAAGAGUAUUACCAAUUUGCCCCUCCCUACCUUCAGGGUAAACGUCAAUACCGGUCUGGUUUUGCUGCGAGCGCCGGUCGUCCAUGGGCAGCACGACUCCCCGAUAAUCCCUUUCGUGUUAACAGAUUCCCGGGCCCCCCUACCCCGAGCACCGUCACCACCGAUCCCCAUCCUUUCUGGCCAUCGGACCCUCCCCUCCCAAACCAGCCUCUGCCUAGCUCAGCUCCAAAUGGAGUAGAAGGCCAAAAUUUUCUGGACUUCCGUCAGCAGCAGAUUCAGUUCUUGAGAGGUAAUACAUCAGAAGCUCCUCAGAUUAGAACGUGUCUUCAAGGUGGGAGCCACUGUUCGGGUGCUUGGACUGAGGAUAGAGGGGGAAGUGGGGGCGUCCUCACCCAGCGACAGACAGAGCACUUCAGAAACCACGCUAACGCUCCCAGGAAGAAAGAGGUCUACAACUACGGCGGCAGAGGACACGGCAGUUUUGGGAACUCUCCCUGCCACUCUGGCCCCAAAAGGCAAGUCAGUUGGAGUCAGCCAGCAAGGCCCCAAGCUUUAAACCAUCAACAGAAAAGAUACCAAAGUUUGAAUUCUGAAUAUGGCAACUCCUUUUUCAUAGACCAAUUCCACAAUUUGUCUCUGGAACAAGAAGGGCCUGGCAGGUACAACAAUUUGGAUCGAUUGUCCCCAGGUCCGAGUAGCAGCAUCUACUCUGGUAGUUUUCACUCUGCACCUACUUCAACUGCGAAAGCAACUCCACAGAUCCAAGAUCAGGUUCUCCAGGUCUUAACAUUGUUAAGUCCAGGGGAGUCAGUUCAAGCUAAAGUUCUUGCCAAAAAAUUCCGCUUGCCGAAAAAAGUAGUCAACCAGGCACUGUACGCACUGCUCCGGGCAAAGAAGGCGGAAAGGAAGGGUGACAAUCCUCCCCUUUGGACUCUUUUCCAGGGGACUUCGGGUCAAAGGGCAAACGGGCAUACUAGUGACAGCAGCCUAGCAAUACCUGAUCGGGGCAGUGUGGAAAAAGGGGAGCAGGAGAAAGAAGUUGAGGUCUCUUUUCAAUCCAAAAUUGAAAGAGAUAGUGACCAAGCUGACGUGCCAAACCGGUAUACCAACAGAGCCCCAGAACAAGAAUCUGACUCCUCCUCGGACACAUCUGAUUUUGAGCGGGACCAACCUCUUACUACUAGUAAGACAGUGACCUCUGUCAAUAUGACGGACACCAAAGAACGAAUUCUCCAGUACCUCUAUGAAUCGGCCAAGGCCAAUGCACUCAUGCUGGCAAAGAACCUUGGCUUCAAAAGCGCAAAGCAGGUCAACCCAACCCUGUAUAUACUGGAGCAGCAAGGUGACCUUUGUCGAGACUCGUCUGUUUCACCUCCCCUCUGGGAGCUGUCCAAUCACAAGAGGGAGCGCAUGGAGAGGCACAAGAAGGCCACGCAGGGAAUCACUUUCGAAGGGUCAUCUCUGUCGCUGGGGGCAAUUCCAGCUGAUCCAGUUCCUGGAGAAAGUGUAACGGGGAUCGUAGCUGGAUGUGUCAGUGGUGAGCUCACUCCUGCCAACCGUUCAACUUGUGAGCUGGUGCAUUUUACAAGUUUAGAAACUAAGCACUGUGGGCUAGGUAACAUGGUGUCACCUGGCCAAGCAAGUCAAGUACAAGAAUCAGUAAUGGCCAAACCAGUUCCAGACAGUCAUUCUGUACCCAUUCCAGAACUGGAUACCAUCCCUCAUGAAAGUAGUAAUCUGCCCUACUCUGGUGGCUAUACCUCUACCCCCUUUUCCUGCCAUCUUCCUUUCCGCUGUCAGGAAGACUCUAAGAAUGGAGGUCUAUCGCAGUGGAUGUCUGAUGAUAUUCCAGAGUUUCUUAAUGCCAUUCAGCCUGUGUCUGAGGGCACAGUGGCUGUGUCUGUUGCUGCAGCUCCCCAGUCCCUGGAUUCUAGUCGCCUGCAGAAGCUUCUGGAGGUGCGCUCCAAAAAUCCUGUGAGUGGGCUCAUGGAGUUUUCCCAAUAUUUGGGUCAGAGCUGCGAGUUUUUACUUCUCGACCAAUCUGGACCUUCACAUGACCCAAGGUUCCGGAUGCAGGUUAUGCUGAAUGGUCGCCGCUUUCCUGUGGCGGAGGCAUCCAGCAAGAAGACGGCCAAGAAGGAUGCGGCAGCUCUGACACUGAAGACCCUUCUGCGAGAGCUUGGAUGGGAAGCCGAGGAUGCUAAAGAGGAGGAAGAGGAGGAAGGGGAAGAGGGGGAGCAGGGGACCAUGGCAGGCAGAGAUAUUGCCAAUGACUCGACAAUCGAGACCACUGGGCCUUGCUCUGGGGCCCCGCAGCAGCCGCUGGCACGCUCCCUCCCCGGCGGGAAGAACCCUGUGUCUAUGCUGAUGGAGUACAGCCAGCGCAGUGGAUAUCCCAUCGAGUUCAUAAACACAGGACAGGAGGGUCCUCCCCACGACCCACGGUUCAUGUUCCGGGUGAAGGUGGGCCACCAGGUGUUUGCCGAAGCCUCAGCCCCCAGUAAGAAGUCAGCGCGGCAGCUGGCUGCCGAGGAGGCCGUCAAGGAGCUGUUGGUGGAUGGCAAGCUGCCGCUUAGCAAGGGCCCACGGAUAUUCGCACUACUGUCCUCACAGCUGAGUUCCGGGGAUGACGACUCAGGCCAGACCCCAGGGCCCUGCCUCACCCUGACAGCGGCCGAGGUGCAGGCAGCCCAUGAGGCUGGGGUGGGUGACCUCAUAAACCAUCUCAACAACAACGCUGUAUCGGGCCUGCUGGAGUAUGCCCGUGCACGGGGCUUCGCUGCCGAAAUCCACCUGGUGGGCCAGUCGGGUCCGGCCCACGACCCACGAUUCACAUACCAGGCGAAGCUGGGGGGGCGCUGGUUUCCGCCCGUCUGCGCCAGCAGCAAGAAGCAGGGCAAGCAGGAGGCGGCUGAUGCGGCUCUUAGGGUACUAAUCGGGGAAGCGGAAAAGGCGGCCCGCAUGGGGGAGCUCAUCGCCGAGCUUCCAGUGAGCGGCAGCACCCUCCAUGACCAGAUCGCCAUGCUGAGUCAUCAGCGCUUCAACGCGCUUACCGCUCGCAUGCAGCACAGCCUCCUGGGCCGCAAGAUCCUCGCCACCAUCGUCAUGAGGAAGGGGAGCAGCCUGGGUGUCGUGGUCAGCAUGGGCACUGGCAACCGCUGCGUUAAAGGGGAAGAACUGAGCCUUAAAGGGGACACUGUUAAUGACUGUCACGCAGAAAUCAUCUCCAGAAGAGGUUUCAUUAGGUUCCUGUACAGCGAGCUGAUGAAACAGGACUGUGGCUCUCAGGAGAGCAUAUUUGAGUCUGCAGAGGACGGCAAGCUCCGUGUCAAGCCUGAGGUGACCUUUCACCUUUACAUCAGCACCGCCCCGUGUGGUGACGGCGCCCUCUUUGACAAGUCCUGCAGUGAGACGGCUGAGAAUGCAGAGGACGGGCACAAGCCUCUUUUUGAGAAUGUGAAGCAGGGGAAACUGCGCACCAAGGUGGAGAACGGAGAGGGCACCAUUCCUGUGGAAUCCAGCGACAUUGUGCCCACGUGGGACGGCAUCCAGCACGGGGAGCGGCUGCGCACCAUGAGCUGCAGUGACAAGAUUCUCCGCUGGAAUGUGCUGGGCCUGCAGGGGGCUCUGCUCAGCCACUUCCUGCACCCAGUUUACCUCCGCUCCAUUACUCUGGGAUACCUGUACAGCCAUGGCCACCUGACGCGGGCCGUCUGCUGCCGAUUGGCCAGAGAUGGGCCAGACUUCGCAAAGAAUCUCCCCCCUAGCUUUACGCUGAACCACCCGGAGGUCGGCCGGGUCAGCGUGUACGAUUCCUCGCGGCACACGGGCAAAACCAAGGAGUCCAGCAUCAACUGGAGCCAGCCGGACCAGGCCAGUGUGGAGGUGCUGGAUGGGACCAAGGGCAAAGUGGAUGGCCUCACGCUAGAAGUGUCCCGCGUCUCCAAGUCCAACAUGUUCCGCCUAUUCCACGCCCUGUGCCACCAGAAGGGGCAUUCGGACCUGUUGGCACUCCCCUCCUAUGCUCACGCCAAGAUGGCCGCCAGGUCUUUCCAGGAAGCCAAGGCCCAGUUCUUCCAGGCGCUAAACGGGCAUGGUUACGGGACCUGGAUCUGCAAACCCCUGGAGGAGAAGAGCUUUGAUGCCGGGUCGGGCGUGAGUGGCGGCAUCGGCGGCGAAUAGGGCAGAGGGCGGAGCUUAGGAGGGCGAACGACGUGGGACGGGGAUUGGUGAGGGGUGGGAGGGAUGUAAAACAGUCUCGGUACCAGAGGGAGGCGCCGUUGGGUAAGCGAGUGGCCUGUGGGGACGGGAACUUCUGAAACGCUGACGCAGACUUGUGCUGUAUUCGCACAUCGAUCACUUACUAACACUUUAAUGGAAUUAGUACAUGCACACGUACAAGCCAUGGCUGCUUCCCUUCUCAGUGGUCACAUGAUUUAAUGGGGUGGAGGGGGGCGGAGCACUUGAUUUCAUUGUAAUUGCUCCUGGAGUGAAGCCGGCCUCCAGCUCUCCUCUGAAUUAUUACCGUGCGCGUGAUGUCUGUGUGCCCCACCCCCCCCCCCCCCCCCCAAAUUCCCAGUGCUCCCAGUGUGCAGAAGUGUGGCGUAGUCAGAGCCAGCCAGCUUCAAGUGGGCAUCAAAAUUCUCGAGUCAGCUGCCUCUGCUCUGAUUCGCUGGCCUGUAUCAUACAUACUGUACAUACAGAUAUAUGUGCACACAGAUGUAUAUGUAACUCAUCUGUCUAUAUAUAGAUUUGUGUGUAUGUAUAUAUGUAUAUAUUUUAUGUAUAUAUCUUGUAGCCCUCCCUUCUCAAAGUGGGUUUGAUUUUACUUAAUUUCUCUUGAUACUUAAAGACAUGUUGCUGAUCUCUCCAGGGACUGUUUUUCUUUUAACUGGUGUCCAGUGGUCACGUGAUCGCUGACACAUCCUGCCACGCAUACACACACACUCACACACACGCCCUUGUCUCUGAAUCCUCACCUGAUACACUGCCGGGUGCUCUGUGAUUUUUUUUUUUUUUUUUUUUUUCUUUCAUCCUCAGUUGAUUCCAGUAGAUCUCCAUCAACCCACUUGUUACUGUAAACUGGAACACAGUAGGAAAUGCUACAUUAAAAAAAAAAAAAAACGUUUUACAAGGCCAUUGUUUAAAAAAAGCACGUAAUGGGGGUGUAUUCCUUAACUCUGUAUUUUUAGAGAAGGUCUUUACUGAGUGGGAGUGCCUUUUUGUUUAUUGCAUUGUUACUGACAUUAGAAUUCUAAGUAAAUCGUGUGUGCAUAUGUGUGGGCGUGUCUGUGUGUGCAUACGGGUGCUUGUGUGUGUGCACGUAUGUGUGUGUGUGCAGGUGUACAUGUGUCUGUGCAAGCACGCAAGUGUUUGUGCGUGUGUGGCUGUGCAUGCGGACGUACAUACAUGUGUGUGUGCGGGCAUGUAUGCAUGUCUGUGCCAACGUGCAUGUGCAUGCGCGUGUGUGUUUGUGCGUGCCAGUGUGUGUGGGUGCACUCAGCAGGAAUCGGUCAGAUUUGACCUUCCCAUUUCUGAUUCCAUCACAUGAGUCUUCACUUGAAAAAGCAUUUAUUUCUAGACCGGUAUGCUCACAUAGUUGAGUGUAUGUGUUGUUCUUAGGGUGAUUACACUGCUGAUUUCAUGCUCAACAAACACCUUAGUCAAUAGGCGGCACUGGUGGUGGUGUUCAUUUUCCUGACCUUGUCAGGUAUACUGUUAUACUUUAGUAAUGUUAAGCAAGAACAUUUCCAGAAGUAAUCAUCUCCAAAUAAUAAUAAAUCUGAUCAAAUGCUAUAUGUUUCUGUGUAGCUCAUAGAUCCAUGUUAUAUAUAAACAUAAUCAUAGUGUGCAGUCUUGCAUUUUUCUUUUUUAUUUUUUUUAAUUGCACAUUUUGUCUAUGUUCAUUAUUUUGAGACUAAAACUUUGAACUUAGUUCUGUUCAUUAAAGAGAAGUACUCAAACAA